CGCCACCGACGCCGCCCCAGCGCCCGACGCUCCCGGCGACGCCCAGAUAGACAGGGGCUGGAUGGACAUCGUGCCCGGUGUGCAGGGUGUGUGGGUCGGCUGGCAGAGGGGGGCCACGACCGGCGUCCUGCGCGCCGAGGUCGGUGUGGACAAGGCCGGGAACCACUUCAUCCAGACGGUCCCGCUGGCCUUGCCGGUCAUGACGCCUCCAGCCUUUGACGGCGUCGGAAAACGUACGCGGAUUCAUAGCACGCUGCAGAGCAUGUCGUUCAUCUCGACGCCUGCAAAAGACGAGGCGGCAGCCGAAAGCGUGGCAGCCGUCCUGGUCUACGAGGACCACGUCUUUACGCCGCCAGAGUCUAUACGCAGAACGAGGCUGGAAACCGCCACGUUUGAACGACGGCUGAUCCAGCUCGCACCGGGAUUCAGUGAGAUUUCGGGAGGCGACACCGAGCUCAACUCCAUGUGGGAAUGGUACGCCGCUCCCCAGUCUACCAACACCGUCCUCAGUCCCGUAAACACCACCAUCCAAGCCUUGCAGCCGCUGCAUUCCAUCCCGCCGCACUCUCUCGCCCUCGCCGUCAUCUCCUCGCCCGACGGCACCCGUGCCAGAGUCCAUCUCGACCUCGCCGCCAAGCAGUGGAACCCAACGGGGCAUCACCCCAUAAAAGGUAUACGAGGCGAUUUCCCGAGUCUCGUCGUGAGCCAGGGCGCGGAAAGAGGCCAGCUGGGUCUCUGUGCCGUCGUUGACCAGUACCGCUCGCAUCUAGGCCCUGUCAACAAGCUCGAUGAGCAACCGCUAUUGGGAGAAUUACCACAGUCCGCAUCCGAUACUGAAAAAUACGCAGCCUGCGCGGCCACCUCCAUCAUCCUCGCGGAAAGACAAGACACCAACUGGUCCGACGUGAUCCAUGCCCUUGAAGCUAUCCUCCCGGCAUCUUCUCGUGGAGAGUUUAUACCGCUUGUUCUUCAAAGAAUCUAUGAUCUGGCUGCAAAAGAGAUUCACAUCGAUCAACUACACCUUGUUUCCCGCGUACAAAUCGCCCUGUUCAGCGCUUUCAAAGACGCCAGACUGGCGCUCGCAACAGACAUCUUUCGGCUCAACGAAGCGAGUGAGCUGGUGGACAGGUGCGCCACGUUUCAAGACGACGGAUCGAUCACCUUUGAUCUUGAUUCAAUAUGGCCCCUCAUUACCGUGUUCGAUUGGGCAAUCGGCGUGAUAGCCCGGGCUAUGCGCGAAGCCAUCCUGGUCGGUGCUUCAGCCGAAUGGCAAGGAUCAGACGAUUCACUCAUGAUCGACCCUUGCUCCCCGCUUCUUCUCCUCCUUCACCCCAUCCUUCGAUCACUUGUUCUCCGCCUACUCUCCCAGUUCCACCAACUCUCCAUCUUCCUCUCCACCCUUGAACGGCCCAUCUUGCAGCCCGAAAGCAAGACGUUACCAGCAUCCAAUACAAGAGAUCCUAUGGCGACCGUGGUCGCGAGAGAACAGAUUAGAGAUAUUCCAUUACGACAGGGUGUAGAUGUCGAACAAUGGGGUCGAGCUUUGGAAUCUUUAACAACAGCAUCUGAACAAAAGGAUAUUGACAAAUCUCUCAUCGAACUAUCCCUCACCCCACUUCAGCCUCAAAUCCCGACCCUCAUCAACAUCCUGCACACCUCUUCCAAUCUCUUUACUUCGGAAUAUUUCCAGCUUGAUGCCAGCGCUGGCUCUUCUACGUCGUUGGCUUAUGAUGCUAUCGAUUGGAGCGUCUUGCAGGAGCACGGCCAUCGUGAUGAUGAUGACGGUGGUGACGACGAUGGUGAAGCUGGAGAUAAGGAUAAGAUGACGGUCGUCGUCUGUGAUCGAUGUGGAUGGCGGACAGAAGCAUUGACAAUGUCGGUGCCGGCGGCAUCGGGAAUCAAGACACAUGAGACAACGAUCAGCCCAUGGAUGGAAUGGAAGAAGCAAUCGGAAGCGAAUUGUAUUUGUGGAGGAACGUGGGUGAGGAAACAAGUCGAGAUUGAAUAUUGAUUCAGAAGAAAAAUGCAUUAUGCACGUUGUAAUACUAUGCAUGUUCCGGGAUGUCG
Cryptococcus deneoformans JEC21 is the source of this 2067-nucleotide messenger RNA. RefSeq lists its product as hypothetical. The record is from RefSeq and is a predicted model, not a curated record. Lineage: Eukaryota; Fungi; Basidiomycota; Tremellomycetes; Tremellales; Cryptococcaceae. The transcript is spliced from 7 exons. Bases 62 to 2011 code for a protein of 649 amino acids.